UGGAGAAGCAAUUUCGCUGGAUAACCCAAUCUAUAGGCGAUGCCCUGAGCUCGCAGCACAGUCGUGAGAGGAGACAUGCUUUUCCAGAACUGGAGGGUCAUGACAGAGAGAUCCAUGAAAAUCUUCAGAUUUUGAUAUGGCUCUGGCAAUUCCACGGCUUGGCAGGCCAGCACCAGUCUUUCCUUGGCGUGGAAGAAGUGCACUCGGACGAUAUCUCAGGCUGCCGGAGCCUGUGA
Pelobates cultripes (western spadefoot toad) is the source of this 236-nucleotide messenger RNA. The record is from the annotation of a GenBank genome assembly. NCBI's taxonomy places the organism in Eukaryota, Metazoa, Chordata, Amphibia, Anura, Pelobatidae.